This is a messenger RNA of Phaeodactylum tricornutum CCAP 1055/1, 1553 nucleotides long. RefSeq lists its product with no specific name. Lineage: Eukaryota; Bacillariophyta; Bacillariophyceae; Surirellales; Neidiaceae. Gene Ontology annotation, biological process: nitrogen compound transport. Gene Ontology annotation, cellular component: membrane. The transcript has a single exon. The record is from RefSeq and is a predicted model, not a curated record. Gene Ontology annotation, molecular function: transmembrane transporter activity. The coding region runs from base 126 to 1553 and encodes 475 amino acids.
GUUCCUUUUGGUGCUAAUCUCUUUCCCCUUAUCAGCUUUCUCCCUUAUCAAAGAAAAAGCGAGACGCGAGCGAAGCGUAUGUGAGUGAAGGGGGUGCGCCGUCAGCAUCGGAAGGACCGACUAUUAUGGCGUUCACUUCGGACGAAGCGCUCGGUCUUGGCUUCUUGCUCAGCAGUUUGCUCUGUCUCGGAACAUGGCCGGCUUUGCUGCGCUUGUGCUCUAUGACCCCUCAUAGUAACAGCAGCAAUAGUAGUCCUGCCACACGAGUAUCGUCGUCAUUGUCACCCACGCCAAGAAAUUUAUGUCACGUGUACAUGGAUUACGCCACGACGUACUUUCUCAUUUCUUCAGUUCCGCUGCUUGUUGACUUGUAUCAUCGAGAAAAGCUGUUGAAGCUUGCCGAAACGACGGCAUCGUCUUUUGUUCCUCCGCAACUGAUCUUCGUUGCCAUGCUAGGCGGUUCGCUUCUCAGCCUUGGAAAUUUGUCACUACAGUGGGCCACCGCAGUGUUUGACGCAUCCUUGACCACCGUUCUGGCCUUGCAGGCCUCGCUUACGGUUGUCUUGGGUACCACGUUAAAUUAUCUCUUGGAACCAUCGCAAACUGCCCGCCCGCGCGUACUGGGCGUGGGUGUUGGGGUGUUUUUGCUGGCGAUUGGUCUGGCCACUCGAGCUCAAAUCGUGUACAGUCAAGAGAAACGAUGGGUACGGCUCCGUCGAAACGAUUCCGAUUGGAACACCAUUGAAAUGGAGCCACCACACCAUACGUCAAAUAUACGGAAACCCACAGGAUCUAUUGCGGCAAAGACAAACUAUGGAUCUGAGCUAGAAUCAUCCAGUCUCACUAAUUCUGAAACGGAGCACGGCGACGGCACCAUAUUUUCGGACAGAAACCCAGUAUCAAUCUGCUCCACCAACAAGUCGCUGUUACCACUGUCCAAUGAACACACUCUCGCUCUACAAAAGGACUACAGUCUAAUUUCUAAACCAAUGUGGGGUGUUGUCGUUGCAACCGCCGGUGGUCUAUGCUUCGGCUUUUUUAGUCCCUGUUUCAACAUUGCCGUCAACGAUCCUUUCAAUUGGCGGCAUCUGGACGACACCAAUACGGAUUGUACAACACCGGAAUAUUUGGCCACAACAGCUGGUCUCUCGGUCUCCCGGGCAAAUUUUUGGUUCAGUCUCGCGUUCUGGAUGGCUAGUGCCCUGGGCAACGUAGUCUUAUUGUCCUGGCAACAGCGUUCGGUUUCCGUAUAUCAUGUUGUACUGGACUAUGUUGCGGUCGAUGCAGCGGCCGACCGUGUUUGGGCCUGGUUGGCAGGUGUGGUGUGCGCGCUGGGCAACGUUUUGCAGUUUCAAGGUGGACAACGGGUGGGAUACGCUACUGCCGACUUGGUCCAGGCCUAUCCUUUGAUAUCAACCAUCUGGGAUAUUUUUCUUUUUGGGGAGUUUGCUACGGUUCGAAUGAAGUCCCACCUGGGUUGUUUGUUGCUCGGAAUGUACGCAUCGUAUUUGGCCGGCAUCUUUUUACUUGCGGCUAGCUCCAUGCAAGAAUGA